UUAGGUGUGGUGGAGUACCCAAAAUGGCGACGGGGAUCAAUCAUAAUUCGAAGAUGUAAAGUAGAAGACACAACGUUUGUUUUAGUCGCUCAGUAAAAACAACUAUGGCUGAUACAGAAGUGGAUAUUACCCUACUGCCCGAAGAUGUCAGAGAGAAGUUGGCAGAACUCGAUCUUGAGCUCUCGGAGGGUGACAUCACACGGAAGGGUUAUGAGAAGAAGAAGACCCGUCUCCUCACACCUUAUGUGAAGCAGCAGCCUCCAGGCCAGGGGCCUAGCGCUCCAAGCCCCUCGACAGCAGCACAGCGUAAAGCUCAACGUCGCUUAACUCGAGAAGAUAAUCGAUAUCAUUCCGAGAUUCGAACAGAGGCUGUGAUGCAGGCCUUGGCGAUGCAUAAUAAGCGUGUUCCUGUGAUGCCCUUGCCGUCGAAACGAACAUCGGUCAACUACCACGGCCAGCAGAGGAGAGAGAGACAUGGAGAUUCUUCCUCUGAUGAUGAUGACAGUGUUUUUGACGAGGACCAUUCCCGGGGCUUCCAGCGAGGAGGCAACAGUCGUGACAGCGGUGCUAGUUCCUCCUCGUACUCCGAUGCUGGUGCAUCCCCCCAUCACCAAGCCCAGGAGCGUCCUCGCAGUCAGCAGUUUGGCAACUUCAUCAUCCCAGGAAACACUGCCAGACAUGCUCUAGCAGAUGUCAUGCAGAACUCCAGACAUUCACAUCAUAUAUCUCAGCCUCCCGAUGUGACGAACAACGCCAAGAGUCUCCGCCAAGCUGACCGCGUCGGGCGCUACAACCAGUCUUCAGUCCGCAUCACCACCACAGGCAACGUCACUGGCGUUGAGGAUGAUGGGCCUCGACAUGGAAAAGUAUCAGCUAAAAUUCAACAGUUACUAAAUACUCUCAAGAGACCCAAGAGAAGACCGCUGAAGGAGUAUUUCAUGGACGAGGAUGAACACACUUUAGAAAUGCCUACUGCUGAUCCUAAUGCACCCAAACCAGAGGGAAAUGAACUGACUCCAGUACCAGGAGAACAGCUAGUGAUUCCAUCAGGCCUCCCCCACAACCUGGAGGCUGCCCUGCAGAGGUAUGGCUCCUCCAGCUUCAAGGCCAACGCCGUCACCGUGCUGGACCAGCAUGGGAAACCUUCCUACAAUCUCACAUAUGGCAAGCUUCUGAGUCGGACUCAGAAAAUUGCUUUCAACUUGUUGCACAAAGUGGGCCACAAGGAAGGAAUGAGCAUAAAACUAGGAGAUAGGGUGGCGCUAGUGUAUCCCAACAAUGACCCUAUCUCCUUCAUCUGUGCAUUCUACGGCUGUGUGAUGGCGGGUGUGGUGCCGGUCCCCGUCGAGGUUCCUCUUACAAAGAGGGUCAGUGAUAGACAUGAUGCGGGUGGAGCAGGUGUUGGCUUCCUGUUAGGCAGCCUGAGUGUCUGCUGGGCACUCACAUCUGAGGCUUGCUUCAAAGGGCUUCCAAAGUCCAGUAGUGGAGAGGUCAUCACUUUUAAAGGUUGGCCGAAGCUGAACUGGUUUGUGACAGAAAAUCUGAGUAAACCAACCAAAGACUGGCAGCCGCCCUCCAAGGGAGAAGAUGUGCCAGCAUAUAUUGAAUACACAAUAAACAAAGACGGCAGCACAGUGGGUGUCACAGUCACAAGGAACACCAUGUUCUGCCACUGUCGGACUCUCACCGUCGGCUGUAACUACUCCGAAGGCGAAGUGAUGGUGUGUGUGCUGGACUUCAAGAGGGAUGUAGGGCUGUGGCACGGAAUCCUCUGUAGCGUAUUUAAUGGAAUGCAUGUGAUAUUUAUUCCCUACUCCCUGAUGAAGGUGGACCCAGCAUCCUGGAUGAAGAUGGUUACAAAAUACAAAGCGUGUGUGGCGGUGGUGAAGUCGAGAGACAUGCACUGGGGGUUGUUGGCACAGAAGGACCACAAAGACAUCAGCUUUACCUCGUUACGAAUGCUCCUUGUGGCUGACGGUGCUAACCCCUGGUCUUUAACAUCCUGUGAUUCAUUCCUAAGUGCUUUCCAGGCCAAAGGCUUGAAGGCCGAUGCCAUCUGUCCGUGUGCUAGUUCCUCAGAAGCGCUCACUGUCUCAGUCCGCAGGCCGGGGAGAACCAGCAGCAGUGCUACAGGGCGGGGCAUCCUCUCCAUGCAGGGGCUCAGUUUCGGGGUGGUUCGAGUUGACAGUGAGAACAGCCUCACUUCGCUUACGCUACAGGACUGUGGACAGGUCAUGCCAGGAGCUGUGAUGGUGGUGAUCCGGUUGGAGGGUGCUCCUUACCUGUGUAAGACAGACGAGGUUGGGGAGCUGUGUGUGUGCUCCGGCUACACGGGAGCGGCAUACUGGGGACUUCAGGGACUCAGCACUGCAACAUUCCAGGUUCAGCCCCUGCACAGUGAUGGUCGACUGGCUGCAGACAAGAUGUAUGUGAGGACAGGGCUCAUCGGAUUCCUUGGACCAGGCGGGCUUGUGUUUGUGUGCGGCAGCAAGGAGGGACUGAUGCAGAUAGCAACUAGACGGCACAACACUGACGACAUCAUAGCUACUGUGUUGGCUGUGGAACCUAUGAAGUUCAUCUACAGGGGAAGGAUUGCUGUGUUCUCUAUCAGUGUAUUGAAGGAUGAGAGGAUUGUGAUCAUAGCAGAGCAAAGGCCAGACUGUACAGAGGAGGAGAGCUUCCAGUGGAUGAGUCGAGUCCUCCAGGCUGUGGACAGCAUCCACCAGGUCGGCGUCUACUGUCUGGCACUUGUACCACCAAACUAUCUCCCAAAGACACCUCUGGGAGGAAUCCACCUGUACGAAACCAAGAAGAAGUUCCUGGAGGGCUCAUUGCACCCAGCCAAUGUGUUGAUGUGCCCCCAUACCUGCGUGACGAACCUACCCAAACCUCGGGAGUUCCACCCAGAUGUGACACCAUCAGCGGUCCAUGUGGGCAACAUUGUACAGGGUGCCCGCAUGGCGUGGGCGCAGGGGCGUGACCUCGGCAUUGGAGAGGAGGAUGGAGAUGCUUCUAGGAAGCACCAGUUCCUGACAGAGAUUCUCCGAUGGCGAUCACUGUCCACACCUGACCAUAUCAUGUUCACCAUGCUCAAUGCCAGGAUGCAGCCCCAUCUAACUGUAACCUGCUCCCAGCUACAUAAGCGUGCAGAGAGGAUUGGCUGUCUGCUGAUGGAAAAGGGAGGGCUGAACACUGGCGACCACGUGGCACUCAUCUACCCACCAGGAAUAGAGCUGAUAGCUGCAUUCUAUGGCUGCUUGUAUGUAGGUUGUGUACCAGUGACGAUACGCCCACCCCACCCCCAGAACGUUGGCUCCACUCUCCCUACUGUCCGGAUGAUUGUAGAGGUCAGCAAGUCAGUCGCCAUCCUCACCAGCACCUUCAUCAUCAAGCUCCUCAAGUCCAAGGAAGCAGGAGCAAUUGUUGAGCCUAAGACAUGGCCCAAGCUACUGGAUACCGAUGACCUUCCCAAGCGGAAACUGGCUGCUGUGUACCGUGCCCCCACCCCAGAGAUGAUCUGCUACCUUGACUUCAGCGUGUCCACCACGGGCAUGCUGGCCGGUGUGAAGAUGUCCCAUGCUGCUGCUACUGCUCUGUGUCGAGCCCAGAAACUCCAGUGUGAACUAUACCCGUCCCGUGAUGUUGCACUGUGUCUCGACCCAUACUGUGGCCUCGGACUGGUCCUCUGGUGUCUCAGCAGUGUGUAUUCUGGCCACCAUUCCAUCUUGAUUCCACCGUCAGAAGUGGAGACGAAUCCAGCAGUGUGGUUGUCCUCAGUCAGUGUCUACAAAGUGAGAGACACCUUCUGUUCGUAUGGUGUGAUGGAGCUGUGUACACGGGGUCUUGGGACAUCCACAUCAGCUCUCAAAGCAAAGGGAGUGAACCUGGUGUGUGUGCGGGCAUGCUGCGUGAUUGCCGAAGAGCGGCCGAGGAUACAGCUGACUACAUCCUUCACCAAGCUGUUUGCCAGCCUGGGACUCUCCCCUCGGGCUGUCAGCACAAGCUUUGGCUGCAGAGUCAAUGUAGGAAUAGGUCUACAGGGUGCUUCAUGUCCAGAACCAACAACUGUGUAUGUCGAUCUGCGUGCUCUCCGCAACGACCGAGUGACACUAGUUGAGAAGGGCAGCCCUCACAGUCUCUGUCUCAUGGAAUCGGGCAAGCUGCUGCCAGGAGUGAAGGUGGUGAUAGCCAACCCUGAGACUAAAGGCCAGUGUGCUGACUCCCAUCUUGGAGAGGUCUGGGUGAGCAGUCCCCACAGUGCUACCGGCUACUUCACCAUAUAUGGCGAUGACUCCCUUCACCAGGAUCAUUUCGACUCCAGACUGGCCACGGGCGACACGCAGACAUCGUAUGCAAGGACAGGGUUCUUGGGCUUCAUACGCAGAACAGAGCUCACUCAGUCAGAUGGAGAGCGCCACGAUGCCAUCUUUGUUGUUGGAGGCCUGGAUGAGACAAUUGUGUUGCGAGGCAUGCGGUACCACCCCAUUGAUAUAGAGACUAGUGUGCUGCGGGCACAUAGGAAGAUCUGUGAAUGUGCUGUGUUUACAUGGACCAACCUCCUGGUGGUGGUUGUUGAGCUGGAUGGAAAUGAAAAUGAAGCUCUUGACUUAGUUCCCUUGGUAACGAAUGCUGUAUUGGAGGAGCAUUACCUUAUUGUGGGUGUGGUCGUCGUGGUUGACCCGGGGGUCAUUCCAAUCAACUCCAGAGGAGAGAAACAACGGAUGCAUCUACGAGAUGGCUUCCUGGCUGACCAGCUCGACCCCAUCUAUGUAGCUUACAACAUGUAGGCAACUCAGAUAGUUAGCCCAGACAGACACGGUUACCUGCAGAGACCUACACAAUCUGCUUCUUUCGGUUAGAAGAUGGAAUCAAUUAUUUUUGAUUAACAGAAGUUCAUGUUGGAUCUCACAAUACAGACUUGAUGACAAACAGCAAUGAUCAAUGAAACCAACAUGUUUUAUCUAUCUGGUUCCAGUAAAGAGACAAGUUCAGGAGACAUCAGCAAUUAAGUUCCAAUUCUUUUCACGAAUUACUUGAAGUAACAGUAAUAGAUAUAAAGUUUUCAAGUUGCAGAGUGCUUGUGCUAUAAAGCAAAUAGGAAUGAAAGCAGUGUCAUAUACAUCUCAGGUGAGGAGGGCGUGGAUGCUGAAGCACAUGUGCUUUUGAAUUGCCAGAACCUGAGCUUCACGACACUGACCCCAAAAACUUCGAUGUACAAGGGAUAGUUGGUAUUGUACAAAUAUGUACAAGCAUGAACCUGGAUGGAUUGUGAUCAGUCUGAAAUAUACAUUUGUCAAUGUGAAAUAAGUGUUUGGCUUGAGUGACAUGCUGUAUGGGCCCCAUGUAAUGAUGCUGACAAUGUGAUGAAGAUUUAUUUUAUGAGAUGAUACAUGUUCAACGAACAUGCAGGAUAGAUUUUUUUCAUUUAUUUGGGACCCAUCUGUGUUGUCCAGAAAUAGACAGGUCAGUGACAUGGUGGAAUUUCGCUAUUGACGUGCGGUGAUUGCUAUAUAUGAUACUAUGUGCUAGACAUUGAGUCAGUAAUCUGUCUGCAAUAUAGGUGUGUACAUUACAUGCUUGAAAUGAACAUGGUGAUGGCAGAGAUGUUUGGGUGAACAGUAUAUGGAAUGAGGAAAGAGACGUGAGAAAAGGGCGAUGAAUGAUCAUUGAUGUGCUCUGAUGUGAAAUGUACGAGAUGAGAAGUUGAGUGCGAGUUUCAGACCAGUAUGAACAGAUAAGAGUUGAGAAGGAAACUGAUGACAUUUUUGGUGUACUUGAAAUUUCAGUGUUGGUAAAUCUAUGAAAAUAGAGUUGUCACAGGUCAUACAUGUGGUCCAUCUUGGUGUCUAUAGUCAUACACUGGGUAUCAAAGUUGACAUGCCAUGAACUAGGUCCUGACUUCAACAUAAGACACUGGAAGAACACAUUUUGGUUGUUUCCUGCUUGUACCACACUACAACACAGUGGAAACAGACAAAUACCAAAUAUGCUUUCUAAAUAUGCAAGAAUGUUCAGUAGAAUUUUUCACAUCUAACUAUAUAUAUACAGAUAUGGUUUACAUCAAAAUUAGAUAUUAGGUCAUCAAACUUAAUUGUUGUUUCAUUAAAUUUUGAAAAUAUAUCUUGACUUUAUCAGUUCCUUUCAGCAUAGUAUCCAAAGAGUGGAGCUAUUGCCAAAUUCACCUUCCGAUCUCUCAAUCUUGUAUUUUGUACCUGUAAGUAGCAUGAAAAUAACUGUAUGCCAUAUGAUAUUGCUUAGGAGAUUGUGUUGAAAUAUGCUUCCGUUUAGCUAUUCCAUGUGAUAUUUAGUUUAUUAGCUGAAACCAUUCUCACGACUGUGGUGUUAAAAAAAAUCUGUUGUAUGUGAUAGUGCAGUCACAAACUAUGUAGGGUGUAUUACAAGGGGAGCUAACUCUGUAAUCCUAGUCACUAUGCUGUACAGUGCUAUUGUGUCCCUGCAUAAUCGGUAGAGUACCCAUGCAGUGAUGUCAUUAAUAAUUUGGUGUGUGUGGUUAGAAUUACACCACUUUGUGCAUGUUUUUGAUACUUUCGUUACUUAGAUUAUAUUUUAAUUUGUACAUAAAAUUAGUAGAUGUCUAUGGUGUUUAUUUCACAAGCUACCACAAUCUUUUUGUACACAGUUCAUCUGUAAUGCUUAACUUAUUUACACGUAUGUUUGUUCAUGCAGUCUAGGAUAUCAAACAGCUAGAAGUAUGCUGUUUCCUUCCAGUUGUAACCAUUAGAUUGUAACUUUUAGGAUCUAUCAAAACAUGAAUGACAACCGUUUUGAUAUGUACAAAAAUUGUAUAGAAAUUAUAUGCACUUAUUCACAAGACAUUCACAUUUAUACAUUUCAAUGAACAUGUCAUUACAAUCAUGAAUUUACAGCCUCAUGCAUGGAUCAGUGUUGUGAUGCAAUCGCAUGCUUUGUACCAAAAUAAUGCACA
Messenger RNA from Haliotis rubra (blacklip abalone), 6946 nucleotides. RefSeq names its product disco-interacting protein 2-like. NCBI's taxonomy places the organism in Eukaryota, Metazoa, Mollusca, Gastropoda, Lepetellida, Haliotidae. The record is from RefSeq and is a predicted model, not a curated record.